AAAUUGAUUAUCACAAACGCGUUAUGCCAAAUACGGACAAGGCGAGCUCUGAACUUGAUCUUGAGACGACCGACACAGCGACACAGCGACACAGCGACUCAGAGAGUGUGUUACCAGUUUUCCUAGCCGGCUUGCAUUGAGCUUUGACGGCGUUCACUUUUCAAUUAGCCAACUGCAUCCAGCGGUCAGCCAGUUUUCGUAAGCUCCUAUAAAAGCCACACUCGAUGUGGCAUUUGACAACAGUUGCAAAUCAUUUGCCCAGCCUAAACAAACAGUCAAGUCACAAAUCCGCCUAAAACCAAACUACCAAAAUGUUCAAAGUUCUGUUUGUGCUCGCUGCCUUUGCCGCUGCUCAGGCUUAUGCCUAUCCCGGCGUGGUGGCCGUUGCUCCGCUGGUGCACACACCCGUAGUGCAUGCACAUCCUGCCGUGGUGCACACACCAAUCAUCCAUCAUGGCGCCCACUCGGUGCACUCUCAUGUCGUUCAUCAUCCCGCUGCCGUUAAGGUGGUGCAUCCUGUCAUUGCCAAGCCUGUGGUGGUGCAUGCUGUGAAACCAAUAGUGCCAUUGGUGCCAGUGCAUCAUGCUGCUCCCGCCGUUGUCGUGCAUCAUUAGAAGCUGCCGCUGCUUCCUUAUCCCAAUCCCAAGUUAACCUGCUAAUCCUCACACUUAAUCCCAAAUCCCAAUCCCAAUCCCACACCCAAUCUCAAUCCAAUGCCACAAUAAAAGUUCAUAGCCACGUAAAA
This is a messenger RNA of Drosophila innubila, 745 nucleotides long. RefSeq names its product vitelline membrane protein 15a-3. NCBI's taxonomy places the organism in Eukaryota, Metazoa, Arthropoda, Insecta, Diptera, Drosophilidae. Bases 312 to 614 code for a protein of 100 amino acids. The transcript is spliced from 3 exons. The record is from RefSeq and is a predicted model, not a curated record.